AUGACCAGCAAGAAAGCCCGGAAAGACGGUCCAAAGCAUGUUCAGAAGCAGGUACGGCCAGAUCGGAGACCGUCGCCGAUGAGCAGUGUCGAGCAGAGAACAGCAGCAACGUCAUCCAAGGAAACUAAGCAAUCUGCCAAGACAGCCUCCCCCGAUACUGCCUGUCUGCACCAAUCCUAUCCUGCCGGCAUGGCCACACCCGAGGUGUCUCCAGAGGAGCUCGACUUGGAUCUUCACGGGCUUCCUUGCCUCCCAACGAAUACGAGGGAACAAAAAGGACCGUGA
This is a messenger RNA of Capronia coronata CBS 617.96, 285 nucleotides long. RefSeq lists its product as uncharacterized. Bases 1 to 285 code for a protein of 94 amino acids. The record is from RefSeq and is a predicted model, not a curated record. The transcript has 2 exons. NCBI's taxonomy places the organism in Eukaryota, Fungi, Ascomycota, Eurotiomycetes, Chaetothyriales, Herpotrichiellaceae.